UCCACAAAUUGUCAACAUGGCAGGCUGGACUGGAUUUAGUGAUGAAGAUCUCCGGCGAAUGCGUCAAACAUCUAAUAAAAUCAGCGAUGAAAAAGUUCCAAGAGCUAAAGUUAACCAAAGACCUAGACCUAACCAGUCACCUAGAGCAAGGGAGGGAAUCAAACAGAAUACUACAGACACCCAGUCAGGACAUUCUGUGAAGGUUGCUGCCCCCGACAAGGUUGUCUCCCCUGACACCCCCCCAUCACACCAGAACAACAAUGUAGAGAAGACAGGUGUGUCAGGUACAGAUGUGUCAGGUACAGCAGGAACACCUGACACCACAUCACCUGCAGGCAGUGAGACACCUGCCAUCAGGGAACUUGACAUCUCACAGGCACGCAGCAUGGAGCUGGAGAAUGUCCACAAGUUCCAACAACACCAGAAGGUGAUAGAGGAGGCCAAUAAACACAAGAGGGCUCUGCUGGCUAAAGCUAUAGAGGACAGGAGGAAGAAGGCCAAAGCUGAGGCGGAGAAGUUGAUGAGAGUCCAGCAGGAGUUGAACCACUUGGACCAUCUGUUGACUGGGGACGUCAGCAUCAUCAGGGACAAGAUUGAGGUGGCCAGUCUAGAGUACAACGACGCACAGAAAAGAUACGAGAAAGCUGAGAAAGAGUUUGUGGCUGCCAAGAUGGACCUGUUCAGUAAAGGCGAGGUGAAGGAGCGGCUGACGGAGCACCUGUACACCAUCAUCCACCAGAACGAGGUCCGCAAGGCCAGGAAGUUGGUGGAGCUCAUGGAGAAGCUGGCCAUGGAGGUCACGCCAGAGGAGAUGGAGCUGACCAUCCCAGCCAUCCCACAGCUGACCAACUUUACGGCCGUGGCCACGCUGCAUGACCCGAUGGCCAGAGGCCAUUCCCAGCUAGAGGAGACGGUGGGCACAUCAGUGGGAAACAAAACAGCUGAAACAGCGGCAAACAAAACAGCUGAAACAGCAGGAAAUGAAACAGCUGACAUGACAAUGACGAAUAAACCAGCUGAUGUGACAGCAAAUAUAACACCCAGUUCUGGUGUUUCAACUUCCAGUCAGUCUGUGACAACUGACGUCACCCAACCACAGGCUGACGUCACCCAUCCACAGCCUGACGUCACCCAACCACAGGCUGACGUCUCCCAUCAAUCCACACCACCAACCAACUCCAUCACCACAGAACAACCAACCAGCAACAACAUAGAACAUGUCCAGUCCUCCCAUGUUUUGACCAAUCAGGUUACAUCUUCCAACAAUAACUUGGUUCACAGUGAAGCCAGUGACAAAAUGGUUGGUGUAAAUCCCACAACAGGACAUGAUAUACCAGAAAACCUUCUAACACCAGAGAACUCUGACCCAGCUGAAGUUGUUGAAGUCUCCCACAUGACAUUACCAGGACCAAAACCCAGCACAGCAUGGAGCAAUCCAUUCACAUAGGGCAGUGGUAGACGACAUUUUACUUAAUUUUAGCAUCUGAACUUUUUUAGAAGAACAAUUAGAUUCUUCAUGUGAGACAUUGUGGGGUUCUCACAACAGUAAUAACAUAAUUGUUUCUGUAUUUAUAAAGUGGUUUGAUGUAGUUAUAUAUUGUUUUAAUUAUACUUUAUAGGGUUAUUUACAAAUCUAUAUUUAUAUUGGUUUUGUGCCAAUAGAAAAUGCUUUAAAUGUACAUUUGCGGGUUAUGUUGUAAGAAAUGAUUGCAUAAUGUUAAACACUUUGCUGUUUAAUGAGUUACUGUUGUUGAAUUGCAGGGUCAAUGUCCCUGUAAGUGCCUUAACAUUGACAUGUAACUUGUAUCUCUAGGUAGGUUUUACUCUGUUUUUUAUGAGUGGCCAAGUUGCAAUGUGGCUGUG
Messenger RNA from Physella acuta, 1863 nucleotides. RefSeq names its product RAB6-interacting golgin. The record is from RefSeq and is a predicted model, not a curated record. Gene Ontology annotation, biological process: non-motile cilium assembly. Lineage: Eukaryota; Metazoa; Mollusca; Gastropoda; Physidae.